Molecule: messenger RNA, 1140 nt
Organism: Amaranthus tricolor (Joseph's coat)
Lineage: Eukaryota; Viridiplantae; Streptophyta; Magnoliopsida; Caryophyllales; Amaranthaceae
Product: lysM domain-containing GPI-anchored protein 2-like
Exons: 5
Coding region: 1-1140 (379 amino acids)
Source: RefSeq, a predicted model, not a curated record
AUGGCAACUCUCUCAUCUCAACUCCUCCUCCUCCUCUUCCUCUUUCCACUUCUGGUGGCGGCGCAACGUCCGCCGCCAGCAUUCAAAUGCACCUCAAAAACCACAUGUAAAGCCCUAGUUGGCUACAUCUCACCCAACACCACACCAAUCUCUAAAAUCCAAUCACUCUUCCAAGUCAAAACUCUUCGUUCGCUGUUAGGAGUCAACAACCUCUCUCCCACAACACCACCAAAUUACACCGUUUUAGCUAACUCAACGGUCAAGAUUCCUUUCCCUUGUCAUUGCAUCAACGGUGUAGGAUUAUCUAACCAUGUACCUACAUACACUAUAGUAAAAGAUGAUGGACUUUUUCAUAUUGCAAAUCAAGUGUUUGGAGGUUUAGUUGAUUAUAAAACAAUUGUGAGUGCUAAUAAGAUUAAGAACCCUAAUCUUAUCAUUGUAGGGCAGAAGUUGUGGGUCCCACUUCCUUGUAGUUGUGAUGACGUGGAUGGUGAAAAAGUUGUUCAUUAUGGACACGUGGUGGCUAAUGGAAGUAGUGUCGAUCAAAUAGCGGCGGAGUUUGGGAUAAGUUCGGAGAGUUUGAUGAAGGUUAAUAAUAUUUCUGAUCCUAAGAACCUUGUUGCUGGUCAAGUGCUUGAUGUUGCUCUUAAAGCUUGUAAUUCGAGUGUAAACAACACCUCCCGUGAUGCCCCCUUGCUAGUAGCAAAUGGAACAUACGUUUACACGGCCAAUAACUGCGUAAUGUGCAAGUGUGACGCCACAAAUAACUUCAGGCUGCAGUGUCAACCAUCAGGAUUGAAAGCAAUAAAUUGGGCAACAUGUCCGACUAUGCAGUGCUCUGGUUCGAAUUUGUCGCUAGGCAACUCGACUAUGUUAUCUGACUGUACUCGCUCAACUUGUGCCUAUGCCGGUUAUAACAAACUAAAUGUUCUUACAACCCUUGCUGCUGAAGACACUUGUGCUGAUCCUGGAUCAAAUGGAAACAGCAAUCAUGCUCAGAAGAUGAUCUAUCAGAUAAGUUGGAGUUUGGGUGCUAUUUUGCUAAAUCUCCAAUUGAUCAUGCUCCAUAGAUUUAUUGUUGGGGGUGUCAAGAAAUUGGAUGUAAGUUUUGUAGGGGAUAAAUUGCCUUUCCAUUCAUAA